UAAACCCUCCUUCUCCCUCGCGUCAAGCAUCAGCCGCAUAGCAGCAUCCCAUUCGAUUUCGCGCUCUUUCUCCGGCUACUCUCUGCGACGGUGUGCACGGAAACCACGAACCCAAGACACGCAACAGUGCAAGACUCACGAACAGUGCCGUUGUUUCCUCUUCGGCGAUUCGCGAUGCUGACCGGGGCGAUUCUUUCUGCGGUGGCUAUUUUUCCGUCUUACUGUACCACGAUGCAUUUCUAAACUGUGAGCGAAAAUGUGUGUUCUUGCACGGCCUCAAUGCCCACAGAUCUGAUCGACAGCGCGAGGACUCUCCACUGCGGCACGAGUUCGAUUUCAUAAGCGGCACCCAAGCAUUUUUGAAAUUACCCACACCACGUUCGGCCGCAAAUUAGAGUACCCACGAUCCGUGAGGCUUAGAUUUUUGAAAUCGAAUGAAUUGCAAAUUUGAGCCCUUUUUUGGCUAGGUUCAGUAGAUUUGAACCAAUUCGAGCUUAAUUGAAUACUUUCCAGCACGAAAUUGAGUUCGUUCCUUCGAGUUUUGGUGGAACAUUUUCAGAUUGAUUUAGGAAAUGCUCUAGCACUUUAGGCACUUUUAUCGUGAAAGCGACUAUGAGAAAUCCUUCACCAACUUCUCCAUUCCUUUUCUACUCCCUCUUUAAAAACAAGCCUCUUGGUUUAAAAUCAAAAAUUGCAGGAAAAACUAUCUUACAUUUAUCAUCUUCUGGGCAUAUCAAUCAAAGCACGGAUGCUUCAGUGGAAACCUCGUCUAAAGUGGCCUCGCAAAGUAACUUAGUUUCUUUAGAGUCCAUCAAUGGUAAAUGUGGUACCUCACCUGAUUCUGCUUUAACUGAAAGUCAUGUGAUAAACACUCUUCUAGGCAACAUAAGUGACCUAAAAUCAGCAUUGGAGUACUUCAAAAGGAUUGAGAAGAAGAGUGGUUAUGUCAAGAGCACUAAUGCUAUAUCUGUCCUGCUUCUCAUUUUGAUGAAUUCGGCAGAGACCCAGAAAAUAGCUCAGAAUAUGCUCAAUCGGUUUGCGUCAGGAAAUUCAGUCUCCUCUAGUUGUCUUAUAAACGGUUUAGUAGAAUGCAUGAAGCUGUACAGUUUUCCAUCAGAUAUUCAGGUUUUUAAUUAUUUAUUGAAUAGUUACGUUAGAGCUAACAAAGUUGAAGAAGCUCUUCAUUGUUUUAAUAAAAUGGUAGAAUUUGAUGUAAAGCCAUCAAUUCAGUGUAUGAAUAUUCUUUUGACUGCUAUGGUUAGGAAAAACAUGAUUUGUGAAGCACGGGAGUUGCAUAACAAAAUGUUGCUGGAAGGAGUUGCAGGUGACUGUUUUACUUUACAUGUCAUGAUGCGUGCUUGUUUGAAGGAAAGAAAUAUUGUGGAGGCAGAGCAACAUUUUUUAGAAGCAAAAGCAAGAGGAGUGAAACUUGAUCCACAAGCAUAUAGUACUUUUAUCCAUGUAGUUUGUUUGAAACCGAAUUCUGGAUAUGCUUUGUCUUUGUUAAGAGAGAUGAGAGCUACAGGUUGGGUUCCUUCUGAGGGCACAUUUACUAGUGUUAUUACUGCUUGUGUGAAGGAAGGAAAUGUGGUAGAGGCUUUGCGGCUGAAAGAUGACAUGGUUAAUUGUGGGAACUCUAUGAAUUUGGUUGUUGCAACAAGUUUAAUAAAGGGUUAUUGCAUGCAAGGAGACCUGAGUAGUGCUUUAGAUCUUGUGAAUGAAAUUUAUAACUGUGGUUUGGUUCCCAACAGAGUUACGUACUCAGUUAUGAUUGAUGGUUUCUGUAAGAAUGGGUGCAUGGAAAAGGCAUAUGAAUUUUACUCUGAGAUGAAAAUUAAGGGCAUCAAGCCAAGUGUUUAUUCUUUGAAUUCUAUGAUACAAGGGUAUUUGAAAUGCAAGUCUGCGCAAAAUGCAUUCACGAUGUUUGAUGAAGCAGUUGAGAGUGGUCUUGCAAAUGUUUUCACGUUUAAUACUUUAUUGUCGUGGCUUUGUAAGGAGGGUAAGGUCAAUGAAGCUUGCAAUUUCUGGGAUGAGGUGAUUGUUAGGGGUAUCAGUCCUAAUGCCGUUUCUUACAAUACCAUGAUACUCGGUCAUUGUAGAAAAGGUAAUAUUAUUUUAGCAUGUAAGGUGUACAAGGAGAUGCUAGAUAAUGGUUUUACCCCAAAUGCUGUUACCUUUUCUAUUCUAAUGGACGGUUAUUUCAAGAAAGGUGAUAUUGACAAUGCUUUUAGUAUAUUUCACAAGAUGAGAGAUGCUAAUAUUCUCCCCACAGACAUCACUUUAGGCAUUAUUAUCAAAGGUUUGUGCAAAGCUGGUCGUACUUCGGAGGGAAGGGAUAUGUUCAAUAAGUUUGUUUCUGAAGGUUCUAUUCCUACAUGUGUAGCUUACAAUACUAUUAUUGAUGGUUUCAUCAAGGAAGGUGACAUUAAUUUGGCCUUGAAGGUAUUUAGGGAAAUGCGUGAAGUUGGCAUUUCUCCAAGUAUUGUUACCUACACGUCCUUCAUUGAUGGGUUUUGUAAAAGUAAUAAUAUAGAUCUUGCUUUAAAGUUGUUGAAUGAUAUGAAAAGGAAGGGUCUUGUAAUGGACAUUACGGCAUAUGGCACACUUAUUGACAGUUUUUGCAAAAGAAGGGAUAUGAAAAGUGCAUGUGAACUUUAUAACGAACUUCUUGGAGCUGGUUUAUCUCCAAAUGUUGUUAUCUACAAUAGCAUGAUUACUGGGUUUAAGAAUCUAAACAACAUGGAAGCAGCAAUUGACUUAUAUAAGAACAUGGUGAAUGAGGGGAUUCCAUGUGAUUUGCAAACUUAUACCUCAUUGAUUGACGGACUCCUGAAAGAAGGAAGACUUCUUUAUGCAUCUGAUCUCUACACUGAAAUGCUUUCCAAGGGUAUUUUGCCUGAUAAUCGAGCACAAACAGUUCUCAUCACUGGUCUUUGUAACGAAGGACAAUUAGAAAAUGCACGCAAGAUUUUGGAAGAGAUGAAUGGAAGAAACUUGACUCCUAGUGUUCUCAUUUAUAACACAUUAAUAGCUGGACACUUUAAGGAAGGAAAUUUGCAAGAGGCUUUUAGAUUGCAUGAUGAGAUGCUGGGUAGAGGUCUUGUCCCCGAUAACACUACGUAUGAUAUUCUUGUCAACGGAAAGUUCAAAGGCGAUUGUACUUUUAAUAGAGAUUUGAGUUUCUAAGUAUCUAGACUCGCCCUUCUCUAUUGUUCCCAAAAGAAAGCGUGGUUAUUAGGUAUGUUUUCUUUUUCAUUUUGGAAACGUUAAGAGGUUUCAUGUCUCUGUCCCUCUUCAGUUUCUAAGAGCAAGCAAGAAGGAAUGAACCUAACCAACCUUUCUUUAGAGAGAGAUGGUCACUGAUCGAGCAGGUAGAUAAGGGCACUACAAUUUUGUUAGUUCCCUGAAGGCACGAAUAGUACUUCGAGGUAGUGAAAAGAGUAUAUGGAUGCACAUGAUCUCUCAAGUGCCUUUCUGCAAACUUUUUGUUGGCCCAAGCACACUUCAAAAUCUUCAGUACUUGCUGCUGGGGUUCUCAAAAAGAUCAUAUCUCAAGAAGGCAAAGCAUUCUCCUUGUGUUGUAUAUUUGUAAUUUACAAGCAUGUUUGUUAGAGUUGAGUUAUAAAUGGAGUUAGGCUAGCUUUAGAGCAGUUUUGGCAGAGUACAAGAGGCCUGUGGGCUUGUUUUGUUGUAUAAUCAUCGUUUUCCAUUUAGAUAUUAUGAAGGUUUCUGAAAAUGGGUUGUGUUUAAAUUGAUCCAAUUAGUUCUUGACUAUGAAAUAUACUUAAAUAUGUUAUCUUUCUAUA
This is a messenger RNA of Cucurbita pepo subsp. pepo (vegetable marrow), 3806 nucleotides long. RefSeq lists its product as uncharacterized. Lineage: Eukaryota; Viridiplantae; Streptophyta; Magnoliopsida; Cucurbitales; Cucurbitaceae. The record is from RefSeq and is a predicted model, not a curated record. Gene Ontology annotation, molecular function: protein binding.